AUGGGUAGCUCACUGUUAGCAGCGCGCCCUCAGGCUAUUCGGCGCUGGGCUUGUCCAGUUCUAUUCCUCAGUACCCUCGUCUUCUUCAUCCUUUUCCAUUCCUCAACCUUCAUCGCUUCCGCGUUCUCUCAAUCCAGCCCACACGAACUCUCCCGUCGUUCCCAAAUCCUCUCCAGAUGUGCAUACACACGCGCCAAACCCGGGCCUCCAUCCCAUUUCCAUGCCCGCACCUACAGCGACCGCUACGCAGAGAACACGAAACCUGUUCUCGUGCGCAACGCAACUAUCUGGACAGCCGCUAAUGAUGGGCACGAGGUUCUUACCGGCGACCUACUCAUGCACCGCGGUCUCAUAAAAGCCAUAGGUGAUGUUCCUCUUUCCCUGAUUCAGCAGCUCGAGUCGGAGAACGUGAAAUUGGAGGUUGUCGAUGCUCAUGGAGCGUGGAUCACCCCUGGUAUUGUGGAUCUGCACUCCCAUAUUGGCGUUGGCAGUGCGCCUAACCUAAGCGGUGCACGCGACACGAACUCCCACAAGGCACCCAUCUUGCCCUGGCUGCGUAGUAUUGACGGGCUGAACACCCACGAUGCAUCAUACGAACUCGCUAUGGCUGGGGGCGUCACCACAGCGCAAAUUCUCCCUGGGAGCGCAAAUAAUAUUGGCGGUCAGGCGUUCAUCAUGAAACUCCGCCCUACAGAUGAGCGUACACCUUCUUCCAUGCUCCUUGAACCUCCUUAUACCCUGAACGGCUCCCACUUUGACCACUCUCUCACACCUCGCUGGCGACACAUGAAGCAUGCAUGUGGUGAAAACCCCUCCCGUUCAUACGGCAACUCACGCCUUGACUCGGGAUGGAACUUCCGUGCUGCCUAUGACACCGCCCGAAAGUUGCGUGAUGCUCAAGACGCCUUCUGCGCCAAAGCAGAGUCUGAUUCCUGGGAUGACCUUACGGGGAAGACAUUUCCUGAAAACCUGCAAUGGGAAUCCCUCGUCGAUGUGCUCCGCGGACACGUAAAGAUCGCCGUGCACUGCUAUGAGGCGGUUGAUCUCGAUGGAAUCGUCCGCCUUACGAAUGAAUUCGAGUUUCCAGUAGCAUCGUUCCACCAUGCUGGAGAAACGUACCUCGUUCCGGAGCUGUUGAAGAAGACGUGGGGAGGCACACCUACCAUCGCGCUUUUCGCAUCCAACUUCCGGAAGAAGCGCGAAGCAUAUCGAGGAUCGGAGUUUGCUCCCCGCGUGUUAGCGGAGCAUGGAAUCGAUGUUGUUAUGAAGGUCAAUGUUGCCUUCUUCGCCUCACUCUCUUCUUUAUUUUAUGCUGCGCCAACACACCUUGUUACAUCACAUUCCGACCACCCCGUUAUCAACUCCCGUUACCUCCUGCACGAAGCUGCCCAAGCGCACUAUUAUGGCCUCGACCCCGCACUUGCCCUCCUCUCCGUCACCUAUACUUCUGCCACUGCCAUGGGGAUGGGCCAUCGGGUCGGAAUGCUCAAACCAGGGUACGAUGCUGAUAUUGUAAUUUGGUCCUCCCACCCGCUCUCGCUUGCUUCGACGCCCACCCAAGUCUAUAUCGACGGCAUCCCCCAGCUCUCCCUACCAGAACACUACAUCGCUAAGGGACCCACCACACCGCCGCGCAUACCCAAUUUCGACGCCGAGAAAGCAGCAACAGUCGCGUACGAGGGUCUUCCCCCGCUCGAGCCGCGCAGCGUAAAAGGGGCGCUGUUCGUGAAUGUCUCGGGGCUUUAUAUGAGAAGUGACGGCUCGGGUGGGGUGGCGUGUGUUUCCGAACAGGCAGGAUCAGUGGCCGUGGAAGAUGGCCGAGUAGUGUGCAUUGGUCAAUGCUCGGAUUUUACAGAGGGAGAUGUCGAAAUCGUCGACCUUGAAGGCGGUACGAUCACCCCUGGACUGACGAGUUUUGGUGCGCCGUUGGGCCUCGUGGAGAUCAGGCUUGAACCGAGCACGAAUGAUGGAAGGGUUCAUAACCCCCUCGAUGGGGAUCUGCCCACCGUGCUGGGUGACAAGAUAAUGAGGGCAAAGGACGGGCUGAUGUUUGGUGGCCGGAAUUUAUUACUCGCCUAUCGCAGCGGCGUCACAACUGCCAUCACUGCGCCCUCUGGGACCUUCCUGCAAGGCAUAUCUACUGCAUUCUCGCCUGGAGUUGCGCAUGCUCGAGUAGAAAACGCGAGCCUUGUUGAUGAGGUCGCGUUACAUGUUGCUGUGAGUAUGUCUUCAAGGGCAGGUGUGAGCACGCAGGUGGCAGCACUUAGGAGUAUGUUGUUCGGGAAGGGCGGGGACGAAGUGUUGAGGAGCGUUAGAAAGGGUAAAACAACGCUCGUGGUGGACGUCGAGAACGCAGACAUAAUGGCGACGCUGCUCCUGCUCAAGGAUGAGUAUGAAGCUCAUUCCAGGAGGGAGCUUCGUUUGACCUUUGUAGGAGCCACCGAGGCACAUCUCAUUGCGCACGAGAUUGCGAGGGCAGGCGUGAGCGUGAUCGUCACGCAGGGUAAGCCAUUCCCGUCAGCGUGGGAGCAGCGGAGGAUACUCGCUGGCCCGCCGAUCACGCAGGAGAACCUGGUCACUGCGCUCUUGAAGGCAGGCGUCAAUGUAGCCAUUGGUGUCGUUGACGAGCACGACGCCCGGAAUACACGUUUCGAAGUCGGUUGGUCCCUCCUCACAUCCAAUGGUGCUAUCGAUCGCACGACGGCUCUCGCGCUCGCCACGACAAACCUCGAGAAGGCGCUCGGCAUACGGAGGGAGAUGCCUCAAGACCUCGUUGCAUAUCGUGGUGGAGACGUGUUUGAGUUUGAAGCCAAGGUGGUGGGCGUUAUAUCGGAGACGUUGGGGUGGACAGAUUUGUUUGUGUGA
This is a messenger RNA of Suillus paluster, 2865 nucleotides long. RefSeq lists its product as uncharacterized. Bases 1 to 2865 code for a protein of 954 amino acids. The record is from RefSeq and is a predicted model, not a curated record. The transcript is spliced from 15 exons. Gene Ontology annotation, molecular function: hydrolase activity, acting on carbon-nitrogen (but not peptide) bonds. Lineage: Eukaryota; Fungi; Basidiomycota; Agaricomycetes; Boletales; Suillaceae.